AUGCCCCCCUCCUCCUGCGAGACGCUGCGUGCAUGGCUACUGUCCGCGCUCGUUGUGCACGGGGUCGUGGCGGGCAACCCCGACGCGAAGAGGCUCUACGACGACCUCCUCUCCAACUACAACAAGCUGGUUCGGCCGGUGGUCAACACCUCCGACGUGCUCAGGGUCUGCAUCAAGCUGAAGCUCAGCCAACUCAUCGACGUGAACCUGAAGAACCAGAUCAUGACAACGAACCUGUGGGUGGAGCAAAGCUGGUACGACUACAAGCUGCGGUGGGAGCCGAAGGAGUACGGCGGCGUGCACAUGCUGCACGUGCCCUCCGACCACAUCUGGAGGCCCGACAUCGUGCUGUACAACAAGUAA
Anoplophora glabripennis (Asian longhorned beetle) is the source of this 363-nucleotide messenger RNA. Its product is annotated as acetylcholine receptor subunit alpha-like. Bases 1 to 363 code for a protein of 120 amino acids. Gene Ontology annotation, biological process: nervous system process; signal transduction; monoatomic ion transmembrane transport. Lineage: Eukaryota; Metazoa; Arthropoda; Insecta; Coleoptera; Cerambycidae. Gene Ontology annotation, molecular function: acetylcholine-gated monoatomic cation-selective channel activity; transmembrane signaling receptor activity. The transcript is spliced from 3 exons. Gene Ontology annotation, cellular component: postsynaptic membrane; neuron projection; synapse. The record is from RefSeq and is a predicted model, not a curated record.